This is a messenger RNA of Zootermopsis nevadensis, 10993 nucleotides long. The record is from RefSeq and is a predicted model, not a curated record. Lineage: Eukaryota; Metazoa; Arthropoda; Insecta; Blattodea; Termopsidae.
GGCAUGUUUAGUGCGUAUUGAUAGCGAGUGAACAGCUGUGAAAUUGUGCAAUUUUAAAACGUUUGGGACAUUAUUGGACUAAUCCUUUUCGAAAAAUAUAUAGAAAAAUUGAUGUAUAAUACUUGUCACGUUUCAAAUUUUGUAACUUCUACCAGAUUUCGUAAUAAAAAUUAAUUAUGGAACUAUAUUUGAAGGAGCACGGCUCCAUUGCUAGGACCUUUUCACAAUCAGUGUGAUUUUGAAGCGUUUGGCUGGAGGGUGAGCAAUGAUAAACGAACUGAUGAUACAUUUUGGCCUUUCAUUUAUCAACUUUAAUGCGGAAAAAUCUUCGAUAUUUCGGAUCACGCAAGGAGGAAUAGUUUGAUUGUGGCAUGAUUGACUCCAUGCAGAGCGUCUAUGGCCGAGCAACCUAACUGUGUGUCAGGGGGGUCUGAAUCGCUUCUCGAUACAGCAGGGGCCGCCAUCACACAGAAUACAGCAAGAUACAAAACUGGAUUGAGUGGCUCAAGGAAACGUGGAAAUUCAUCCAGUCAUCACACGCCUAGCAGGAAACGCAGCCGGAAAGACGGUCAAAUAGUUAAUCCCGCAAAAGAAGACAUUUUUGAAGAAGAAAACCCAUCACUGUCAGGUCUACGCAUAAAUCACAGAAUCAGUAAGGACUCUCUUGCUUCAGAGUCUGUCAAUUUUAAUACGGUGAACAAAGCCAACAGUCCAGCAGUAGGUCUUUCAGAGAGCCAAGAUAAGAAGCCAUCAGUACUGGGAGUAGUGGACAAGAACGAUUACUGCAGAGCAGCGAGAGGUACAAAAGUGAGAGGCAGAAGAGGGAGAGGACAUAGUAGAAUAGCUCAAAAGAACAAUUCCAGUUUUGAUAUUGCUGUAGCACCUGUUUAUCCACUAGGAACAGGUCGUGGAAAACUCGGGCAUUCGUUGGAAUUCGCCUCAGCACAAUUUGGCAGUAUCGCAACGUCGACACGUUCUCGUACUGCUGCUGCAGGAAGGAACGCGAUUCAGAGCACAUUCUCUGAUCAGGCAAGGAACAUCAGCAAGAUUGACAACGGAGCAGCGGCAACAGCAGCUAGAGGUGGGAAAGGGGGCAAAGGAGGCAGCAUCAACAGCGGCAGCAGUAACCCAUCGAGAAGUUCAUCUCGAGGUGCUCGAGCAAAAUCAACCAGUAUAAAUUCAACUCCUCCCACCAGAGGGAAGACUGUUAAAAACAGGAAGAGCUCUUGUUCCAGUUCCGUAACAUCUGUUACUGGAACAGGAGAAGAUUUGCUUGGCUUUUCACAAUCAGUAUCAACAACAAAGGGUGCGAGAAAACCAUCAUCUGGAUCCACAUACACCCACGGCAGGAGUUCUAGUGCUACAAGUCAGGAGUCUGCAACCUUGCUGCAGAGUAACCAGUCUAAAGCCAGUGAUCGCAAAUUAAUUACCUCAGAAAGCAAGUCAAGCACUGGUGCUAUUAAGAAACAACAGUACACUGCAGCAUAUCAACAAGUCAGGGUUCUAAGCUCCAACAGGAGACAGCGCAACGGGAACAACAACAAUAACAACUUAACCAUCACAGGAGCUUCUGAUAGGGUAGGUGCAAGUGCUGCCUGGGAAGCUAACAGUGACAGAAACGUUCCAUUGGAUACAUCGAGUUGCAAGAGCUAUUCGACAUCAGCUUCAUCGUAUACUCGUCCGGGGAGCAGCCAAUCAGGGAAGAGCAUUGGCAGGGGUAGAAAGAGAGAUUUGAUAGCACAUUCAGCAUCAUCCAACCAGAUCAGCACAGUAACAAGUAUACCAGUAUCUCAGGUGAAGAAAUACCCGCUCCGAAGUCAGGUCCGACUUAGCGCUUGUGGGACAGCCACCAACAGUGUGAACAUAGCAACUAUCACCCAAUCACAGAGACGCAGCAUCACCGUGGUACCCAAGAAGAAGGCCAAGGUUGCUGACUCCACCAGGAAUCUGGUCAUUGUUUCAGGUGGUACCCAGUCAAGUAGCAGUAGCAAUAGUACACUCACUCACAACAAAGAAGUUCCGGGAGCAGGUGGAGGAGGGGGAGGAGGAAGAGGAGGAAGUGACAGUAACCAGGCAGAGGAAAGAGGACACCUGUUACGGCGCAGCACUCGGAGCAAGACCACCACGGGGUCCUGUGCCAGCAGCAGUCGCCGCUCGUCCCGGGCUGGUAAGGUUCCCCUGCCAGGGGCCACCUCCACAGCCGUUGCUUCGAGCGGAGGAGUAGGAGGAAUGUCUUCAAGUAGUGGUCAGGGGCAAGAUGCCUCAAGCAGCAGUUCACUGGCAGCAGCUGGAGCAGCAUCUGCGAAUGGCGUUCUAGUUCCUGCGAGCACAGCAGCUGUAGCUGGUGAUGAGAAUGCAGUCCAUCAUGCAACAGUCACUUCAGCUGGGUCUGCAUCUGGUGGAAGUGGUGGUCCAUCAGGGGUAACUGCCUCUGCUGCAGAUAGUGAGAGUGACGACAGUGAAGUGGGACGGCUUCAAGCUCUGCUUGAGGCUAGAGGUUUACCCCCACAUCUGUUUGGAGCCUUGGGACCAAGAAUGCAAACCUUGUUGCAUCGUAGCAUGGGUGCUAGUUCAUCUUCCAAAGCACAGCAGCUGCUACAGGGUCUACAAGCUACAGGUGAUGAGGGACAGCAGUUGCAAGCUGUUAUUGAGAUGUGUCAGAUGUUGGUGAUGGGAAAUGAGGACACUUUGGCAGGGUUCCCGGUCAAGCAAGUGGUGCCAGCUCUUACGACCUUGUUGGGCAUGGAGCACAACUUUGACAUGAUGAAUCAUGCUUGUCGAGCACUGACAUACAUGAUGGAAGCACUUCCUCGGUCUUCAGCUGUGGUGGUGGAUGCUGUGCCAGUGUUUCUAGAGAAGCUGCAAGUGAUUCAGUGCAUGGAUGUAGCAGAACAGAGUUUAACAGCCCUUGAGAUGUUGUCUCGUAGGCACAGCAAGUCUAUUCUUCAGGCACGUGGUGUUGCAGCCUGCCUUAUGUACCUUGACUUCUUCAGUAUCAAUGCUCAGCGUGCUGCAUUAGCUAUCACAUCUAAUUGUUGCCAGAAUCUUCAUGCAGAUGAAUUCCACUUUGUGGCUGAUUCGCUGUCGCUUCUGGCAAACCGGCUUCCACAGCAGGAUAAGAGAAGUGUUGAGAGCGUGUGUCUUGCCUUCAGUCGGCUUGUAGACAGUUUUCAAAAUGACCCCAGUAAACUCCAAGAAAUUGCCAGCCCUGUACUGCUGACCAAUCUGCAACAACUGUUGGUUGUGUCUCCACCUGUAAUCAGCACUGGGACUUUCAUCACUGUUCUGCGAAUGUUGUCUGUGAUGUGUGCCAAUUGUCCUGAUCUGGCCUUAACCCUGCUGCGACAAAACAUAGCAGAAACUCUGUGCUACCUUCUUACUGGCUCUGGAGAUGCUAAUAUGGAUGAGGUUGAGCUGGUACCACGCAGUCCCCAAGAACUAUAUGAGAUAACAUGCCUCAUUGGUGAAUUGAUGCCUCGCCUCCCGUCAGAUGGGAUCUUUACGGUAGAUGCUCUUUUGGAGCGCCCAAACAACAAUAUCCAAGACACAGUGCAAUGGCAAUGGAGAGAUGAUCGAGGAUUGUGGCACCCGUACAGCACCAUUGAUUCUCGCAUUAUUGAGGCUGCUCAUCAGUCUGGUGAAGAUGAGAUCAGCCUCUCUACUCAAGGCCGUACAUAUACUGUAGACUUCCAUUCUAUGCAGCAAAUCAAUGAAGAUACUGGCACAACAAGACCUGUACAGCGACGACUUAACCCCAGCUCCCUGUCAAGCAACAUGGUGGACAUGUCUGCUAGUGCCAGCUCUGGCACUGUGAAUAAUGCCAACGCUAAUGAUAGUGGCCUCCUGUCAGCAGGUUCCACCUUGAGUGUAGGGGUAACGGCAAUAGCAACUAGUGUGCAGCCAUCAGCCCUCAUGCCUGCUGGCUCAAAUUCGGAAAGUAACCUUAGUUGUAGCAGCAAUGCCAGUGGUCGGGCAGCUAGUGGCAAUGGCACGCGAGAUGCAAGAGUGGCUUGUCUGCGUGAGGAAAGAGGUCUAGCUGCCUCCUUUAUUCGGUCACUAUUCAGUGUGCUCUAUGAAGUUUACAGCUCAUCAGCUGGACCAGCUGUGCGCUGCAAAUGUCUGCGUGCUCUGUUACGGAUGGUUUAUUAUGCAUCAGCAGAUCUGCUCAAGGAGGUACUGAAGAAUCAAGUGGUUUCAAGUCAUAUUGCAGGAAUGAUGGCAUCUCAGGACCUACGGAUUGUUGUUGGUGCCCUACAGAUGGCAGAAAUUCUUAUGCAGAAGUUGCCAGAGGUGUUUGGAGUCCACUUUCGUAGAGAAGGUGUGAUGCACCAAAUCAAGAAGUUGGCCAGCCCAGACAUUCCCCUGGGCAUGUCUCCACCAAAAAGCAGUGAUUCCAGUACAUCAGUUAAGCAACAGGAGCUGAACUGUUCACAGCCAGGCCCAUCAUCAUCAGCUUGUAGCAUAUCUGUAGCAAGCUCUGGUGGGAUAACAACUGGGUUGUCUUCAUCUGUCCAAGCUGUGGGGAAUGUCAACCAGAUAGGAGUUGUGUCACGUAAUAGCAGCCCAAAUGGCAGCAUUGUGUUAGUAUGUUUGCUUUCACCAGCAUCAAAUGUUGGUAAUAGUGGUAGUGGGCUGGUGUUCACAACUAUACCAACUCCAAGCCUUUCUCCAGCCAGCCCCGAGCCCAGGCGAUUUACCCAGCAGCCGGACUUAGGAAUAGUAGGAGAAGACAUCCGGUCACCCAGCCCAUCACAGCUACGCUUGACUGAUGUGUUGAAACGGAAACGCACCCCUAAGAGGGCUGUCACUUCAAAUCGUAAGACUAGGCAAGACUCUGACAACAGCCUGUCAUCAUCAGUGAUGCAAGAUUUCUUCUCCAAAGCUACGUCACUAGGCAGCUCUGGACGAUCAACACCAACAGGUGCCAGUGGAACCAGCUCAGCCAGAUCUCGAUUUGCCGGUGCCACGUCAAAAACAACAAGCUUCUUAGCCAGCCUAAAUCCUGCUCGCUGGGGAAGAAGCUUGAACAGUGGUGGUUCAGGUCUUACUGACAGGCCUUUCCACAAGGAGUCUUCCAUGUCAAAGUCUUCAAGCAAUCCAAACCUAACAGCUGGCAACAAAGAAAAGGCUCGAAAUUGGGUUCGGGAACAGGCUUCUCGAUUUGUAGAAGCCUAUUCUGUAUCUGAAAGCAAUGGCCCACCUCAUCCUGCCAUGAAUGUUCUGUCCAGGCUCACUCAGGCAAUACAUAAGCUUCAAGAACAGCCUACUGAAGGCCUGGAAGCCCUGGAAGAGCUGCGCAGCAUAGUAAUGGAAUCUGAUAUCUCACCAUUUGAAGUAAACCACAGUGGACUGAUUCAGGCCAUUCUUCAGUAUGUCACACAAGCUGACAGUCCAGUCAUGGGAUCUCGGGAUCAACGACUUCGUACUUUUCUUCAUGUGUUUUCUGGAUGCCCAUUGGCCCCUGACUUCUGUGGCCAGCCUUCAGGUUGGAAUCCUGCAUCCAUGUCAGCUCUUGUUGCCAAGUUGAGUGGCUGUGUUUCACAGUUGGAACAGUUCCCUGUGAAAGUUCACGACCUGCCAGCCGGGACUGGCACAGGAAGAGGUGGUGGAACCAGUGCACUCAAGUUCUUCAACACACAUCAGCUCAAGUGCAACUUACAACGGCAUCCAGACUGUACAAACCUAAAGCAGUGGAAAGGAGGGACAGUGAAAAUUGACCCUCUGGCUUUAGUCCAGGCUAUUGAGCGCUAUCUUGUUGUAAGAGGUUAUGGCCGGCUCAAAGAUAAAGACUCGGGGGAUUCUGACGAUGACAAUAGUGAAGAGGACAUAGAUGAUACACUUGCUGCUGUCGUGAUAAGCCAGGGCACAGCUCGUCACAGGUUGCAGUUCCUUAUAGGGGAUCAGCCCCUCCCAUAUAAUAUGACUGUGUACCAAGCUGUGCGCCAGUUCAGCUCAGCAGGUAACGACCAAUCAGAGACUGAUACCGACAAUGAAGCUCCAUUAGGCAACUCUGGUGUUUGGGUCCAAACUCAUACCAUAUACUAUAAGCCAGUUCCUGAAGAGGAGUGCAGUGUUAGUAGCAAACCAGGAUCCAGCUGUACACCUGGUCGGAAAGGCAAGGGCACCAGCACGAAGCUUAACUCCCGUAGUCGCAAGGGGGAUGACCUCUGGAAUGAAGGCAUAGUUCCAUCACAGCAGUCACCAUUGCAACCCUUUCUGAGUCCGCAACUUCCAGAUACAGUUUCAAUACAAGAUGCUUCUUUGGAUGUUCUGUGCCUAUUACGAGUGCUCCAUGCGCUGAACAGAUUUUGGGGCACACUUUAUCCUGCUGUGGAGUAUUUACCUAUCCUGACUCAGCAGGAUUUUGUGAACAGCAAGGUUGCUGCAAAAGCAAGUCGACAGCUUCAAGAUCCUCUCGUUAUCAUGACGGGUAAUUUGCCGUCAUGGCUCCAACAGAUAGCUGCUGUGUGCCCUUUCCUCUUUCCAUUUGAGACUCGUCAGCUGCUGUUUUAUGCGACAUCCUUUGACCGAGAUCGUGCUCUUCAGCGGUUAUUAGAAUCAACACCAGAGCUGAGCAGUUCAGACUCAACAGAACGGGUAACACCAAGGCUGGACAGGCGAAAACGUGUCAUUUCUCGAGAUGAUAUUCUUAAACAGGCUGAACAUUUGAUGCAAGAACUCGCUACAUCAAGGGCCUUGUUAGAAGUCCAGUACCAUGACGAGGUUGGGACUGGCUUAGGUCCGACCCUGGAGUUCUAUGCCUUAGUUUCACGGGAGAUGCAGCGUGCAGACCUGGAUCUGUGGCAUGGUGAACGUUCCACUCCACAAAACACUGGUGCAACAGGAGUACCUACAAGCUACAUUCAUUCUGCAGUUGGCCUUUUCCCUUCCCCACUUGGGCGUACAGCCAAGUCAAAUCAUGUUGCCAAAGUUAAAAGUAAAUUCCGCUUUCUUGGAAAAUUCAUGGCUAAAGCUGUAAUGGACUCUCGGAUGCUUGACUUACCAUUCAGUGUAGUGUUCUACCGGUGGUUGCUGGGCCAAGAGUCCACUCUGUCUCUUCCAGACUUGGCACUUGUGUGCCCAGAAGUGCAUCGCACAUUGUGUAAACUUCAGCUUGUUCAGCGCCUCAAAGAUCAGAUUGACAAUGAUCCUGAUCUGACUGCUAGUCAGCGUAAGAAAUGGGCUGAGAAAUUAGACCUGGAUGGUUGUGCCAUACAGGACCUUGGCCUUGACUUCACAUUGCCUGGGUAUGCAAGCAUAGAGCUCCGCAAGGGAGGCAGGGACUUCUCCCUCUCUGUGCAUAACAUAGAUCAGUACACAAAGUUGGUGUGCCAUUGGUUUCUGAUGGAAGGCAUAUCACGUCAGAUGGAAGCAUUUCGUGAAGGUUUUGAGACUGUCUUCCCAUUGUCACAACUGCAAAUGUUCUACCCAGAGGAAUUGGAGGCUGUUUUCUGUGGUGGUGGAAUGAUGGCAGGGGGAAGUGGAGGUAGCUGGGAUGCCAAAACAUUAAUGGAGUGUUGCCGUCCCGAUCAUGGAUACACGCCUGAUUCACGUGCCAUACGCUUUCUUUUUGAGAUCCUUAGUCUGUAUGACCGGGAAGAACAAAGGCAGUUUGUCCAGUUUGUCACUGGCUCUCCGAGGCUGCCUGUUGGAGGCUUCAAAAGUCUGUCGCCUCCUCUAACAGUCGUCCGGAAAACACUGGAACCAAACAUGAAUCCUGAUGACUUUCUGCCCUCUGUGAUGACGUGUGUGAACUACCUCAAGCUGCCAGAUUAUUCGUCGCUGGAGGUGAUGCGAGCGAAGCUUGGCCUUGCCGCCAGGGAAGGUCAACAUUCCUUCCAUCUAUCCUAGUUGCUUUACCCUUCUCUAUUCUGUUGCCAUAUUCCUAUUCUAGCUCAAACAAGUGUAUGUUCGUUGCCCAAGUGUAUAAUUUCUAUCAGACCAUUACAAAUCCUUUUACAUAUUUAAAAGACUUCAUGUAUAUUAUUUUAAGUAACUAUUACAUUGUGAAGUCAACCCAGAUUUAAGUACCUCAUAUUUUCCUACACAUAGACGGAAGUUCCCUGUUAAAACAAGCUGGCCUCCUUUGUACUGAUUAACAAUGGAAAUAUGAUUUAUUUCUUUCAUAUUAAAGUAUACUGAAAAUAUCCCACCUAUGUUCCAGUCUUAAGGGCACUGAUACUUAUAUCCCUGCCUUCAGUUUAUAUAAUAGUAUACACGUACGCAACUGAACUUGAUAGGAAGCUAUCCAAUAAGAAUCCAUGCUUAUACAAGCUGAAUACUGACGUUAGACUUUGCGGAGGAGGAGGACAAGAAUCUUCAAACAUUAUCGAACUAUUAUUACUAUCAUCACUGUAGAAACAGACUUCGGAAAGUCGAGUUCCUUUCCUGUUGAAACAGUAUGAUAUUCCAAGGUACAACAGUAGGAGAAACAGCUGGAUGUGAGGAGAGGACACUUAGUGAUACGGAUGUGAUGAGAGACACCAAUUUUUUUGUAAUAAAGCAUAAGUGUUACACGUGAAAGUGAACACAGCGAAAAAGUGUGAUGCUUAAUUUGUGACUGCAGAUAUCAUCAGACUUCAUGCUGUUAUGCGAAAUAGUUAGGGUGUGCACUGUGUAUAUGUGUUCGCGUGUUUGUGAACGUAUGUUCUUGAGGUUGUAAGAUAAUCCUUGAGGAACAAAGUUGCAUUUCUUUAGUCUGUAUCCUCCACAUUGUGAGUUCAUUUUAAAAUACUUGUUCUGGAGAAUAAUGCUUCAUGCACUGUGAAGAGAAUUAUGCAUUCUGUGAAGUAUUGGUGACAGUUGGAGGAAGAUAUAUAUAUAUAUACAUAUAUCUCUGUUAAUUAAUUUUUUAAACUAGUCUUUCAAAGCAAGUUGGGUUUAUACUUCUAAUUUGCAUUCACAGUGUCAUUUUUUAUAUAUAAAUAUGUAUAAAACUGCCCAGGUAGGUUCAUUUGCAAUAUUACUGACAGUCCAAACUUGUGAGGGAAAGAAUUUUUCUAGGGGGCAUCCACUGUGAAGCUGUGUGGAAUUUAUAGUGUACUGUUUGAACUAUGUGCAGAAAGGUCAUCAUAUAAGAAUGGGACUACAAAUUUCAUGGCCUUUGGCUUGUUUUUUUCCCUGCAAAUGCUUCAACAGAAAAUUGUUAUACUAAACCAGGCAAUGCAAAGAAAUUGGCACAAAUUUAUAAUUGAAGGUAAAGGUGGUACAUGGUUGCUGAAAUGGAAACUACCCACAAAUUAUCUAUAAUUCAGGGUUAGUAACAUAUUUGGCAUGUCUGUAUUUCAUUACUUUCAUAUAACCCAGUAAGCCACAUGACAAAAAGAAGUUGAAAAGGUCUAGAGGUUGGUUUUUGUUUGAUAUUGUGUUAUAAAUUAUUUGUUAACAUAACUGACACUUGGAAUUGAAGUAUUUGUCCUUAAGUUUCAGUUACUGUAUUCUUAAUCUUGUUUUAUUCCCAUCUCUAGAUUUUGCUUAAUUAUCAGGACUAUAUUGUAAUACAUCCAUAAUUAUCAAGCAUUGUGAUGAGUCCCAGUGUAAUAUGGUUUGCACAACAUUAGUAUUUCGGGCAAAUUCAGUUAUUUACGAUGUAGAAGAAAGGGUAGAUAUUGUUUCCCUCUCAAAAGUUUAUAUUAUAUUUUGUGCUUCAUAAAGAUUGUGUACAGGUAUGAUGAGUGUUGUUACAGUUAAUCUGCGUUGUAUGUCCAAGUGAAAACUGUUUAAAAGUUUUAUUUGGUAAACUAAUUUUUGUUGCAUAAGCCGUUUUCCACUUCAUCCCCCUAUAUAAAAUAGGUAGUACAUUACUUUUUACUUUGCUGUGGGGGUGAAUGUUUUGAAACACAGUAAAAAUCAGUUUAUAACUUUUGAACUGCACUACUUACAAAUAAACUCCUGACCUUUAAGGUAUAUUUUUGCGAUGACCACUAACAGAAUUGUUUACUACUCAAUGCAUGAAUUUACAACUAAGUACUACAGCCUUCAUACAUGUCACUUGGAGUUUAAUGAUGAAUGACCAUGAUUUUGUUGAUAACUUUUUGACUUCUUGUCAUUCAUUUCCUGUCUAUUCAGUCAUGUGACAUUUUUUCUGAGAAACCUGUAAUGGAAAUGUGUUUAGUAUCCCCAAAUGUAGGUAUCUAAGACAUAUCAUCACAGAAAAUGAAAACUGACUAUGAAGCCUGUUCUAAAUGUUUAUAAAACCUGUGUAAUCAUUCCAAAAAAAAAAUUAUUUUAGUUAAUGGCUUUCUUUAGUGCAGCACUCCUGUCUGUAUUAAAUUUAAAGUUGCCCAUAAUAUUUUGUUUCUGAUAUAGUAAUAGCAGAUAUAUAAGAAACCAGAGUAAAUAGUCUGUUGACAUAGGAAAUAUUCUGUGAAAUAAGGAUUUACCCAGAGAUACUGAUUGUCCAAAUUAUUGGUCUGUAUUUGCAUGCAGUUUAUGGUUCCUAAUCACAAAUGUAUUAAACAUUUAAAAUGGCAUGUAAACUUACACAAGUUUUGUAAAUUCAACUUUAUAAGUGAAGUGACCUUUGCUUUUAGAUACUGCAAUAUGUCUGGCCUUCAGACCAUUUAAGAGAAUGUAAAUGUAAUUUAUGAAAAUGCUCAAGUUGGGCAUCCAUAGCUUUGGUUUUAAGGAAACAUUAUGACCACAGUUAUGAAAUUUGUUAGGAAUGGUCAUAUCGCAAAUAUAUGCUGUUCCUGAAAAUCAAAUGUUAAAGAAUUCAUGACAACUUUCUUUUCUAAUAGCAUUUCAUGUACUGAUAUCACAAAAAGUUUCACGAAAAUAAUAUCUAAAACCACUUGCUGCACAUUUAUAAUAAUUGUUACUACUCAUAUAUACUGAGUUACUUCCUGAGACAGAAAUGGUAAAUUGACAAUAAAUACAGAAGAUGGCUGCCACCAAAGUUUGCAUAUAAAAAUGCUGAUAUGAAUGUUAAUUUUUCCUGCAAGCUUGAUGUAUUACUACGUUUCACAUAUAUACAUGACCAUUAGGACAGUGA